This is a messenger RNA of Trypanosoma cruzi, 2484 nucleotides long. RefSeq names its product synaptojanin (N-terminal domain), putative. The transcript has a single exon. NCBI's taxonomy places the organism in Eukaryota, Euglenozoa, Kinetoplastea, Trypanosomatida, Trypanosomatidae. Bases 1 to 2484 code for a protein of 827 amino acids. Gene Ontology annotation, molecular function: phosphatase activity. The record is from RefSeq and is a predicted model, not a curated record.
AUGCAGGCCGUCAAAACUCCUCGCAAACGCUGCGCAGUGUGCGUAAAAAAUGGCCACCAGAUUUUGUUCUUGUCUAUUCCAAAGCCCGUCGAUCCACCCGCUCCAAUUGAAUUAGAGCCACUGAUGUUUUUUGAAGACACUUCUCCAUCAGAAACGCCUUGCAUGAAGAAAAUUGUGGCAAAUGGGACGAACAAAUGGGAGGGCGGCUGGGUCGUGGUACCGUUGGUCGUUAAUGGCAACGGGGAGAUGGAGCGGUGCCGAGGCUUUGGCAAGGGUGAAUUUUCAAGUUUUAGAGAGGCGUACGAUUUUUGCGGUCCUUUUGAAUCUCUUGCAGAGUACCCGGCUAUGUUUGGUUGCAUUCUUCUGGACACAAUCUACCUUUUGGUUGCGACAAGGGUGGAGCUGAUUGCCCUUUUGCCAUUUGGUGGCGUCAUUCAUCGUGUUUUAGGGACGGAAUGGAUUCCCCUAUUUAUCCCAGGGUCAGUACCGCUACGUCUCUCGACGACUGAUAGGAGCCGGUUGAAAGAAUUUCAGCAGUACUCGUAUGAGAGGGGGUAUUUUUACUCUGACGACUGCGACCUUAUUUACCCAUUUCCCUUUUUACCAAAUUCUGCCGGUGAGGCGCCCGCGUUUCACUGCGACUGGUCGGAGCAACUGCGGCAACCGUUUUGUCUUCAUGGCCUUUCUGCAGGCUGCUCCGUUCUUAUUCGGGGCUUUGCGGAAGAAAAGGUUGUGCAACUAAAAAAUGGAUCUGUGCUUCACAUGCUGCUUUUGGGUCGUCAGAACAAUCUAAACCCCGGGCCGCGGUACCUGGGUCGGGGUCUGAAUGGAAAUAACGCCGCGGGAAACGAUCAUUUUUAUGAAUAUAUUAUGUGGAGGCCGAAUAGAGAGGAUGACUCUAUCUCCUUUGCGCGCCACACAAUACUCCGAGGGACAAUCCCUGUGCAUUGGUCGACACAAAUUCAUCGCACCAUGGUGGAGCCCUCAAUGAUAUUUAGCCAAAACGAAGAAGAGGUCGUGCGAGGGUGCGAUGUAUAUUUUGAAUUUCUCUUUCGUCAGUUAGUAUCUCUUAUAAAGUACGACACGGGGACUGCUUCUUCGGAUGCUCCUGCUGCUCUAGCUCCUGAGGUACGUUGUAUGAGUUUGCUUCGGCAGAACCCUCAGAGUGGCGAGGGUGUUUUGGCCCGAUACUUUUUGGAUGCAGUAAGGAAAUCCGAUGCCCUGCUACGGCGACUUUUUAACGAUGCCAAACUUGACCUUGUGCACAUUGAUUGGCUGAAUCUAGUCAAGGAUUAUGGCGUUGAUGUGGCCACCAAGAUUUUUUGGGAAUCGGCCUUUGAGUUUUUGGCUCCACAAAAGGACGAUGCUGUUGCCACAGUGGGCCUGUUGCGGCGGGAUGGACGUAUCACGCGGAGGAACUGUCAACGACGUUUCUUGCGUGUGAAUUGCGCGGAUUCAUUAGACAGGACAAACCUUGGAUGCUUUUUCACAUGCUUUCAGGCGUCCAUAUCGAUGCUAAAUUCGAUUGGAAUCGAAUUUAGUCAAUUCGUGGAUCAAAGGCCUUUGCCCCCACUAGAGGGACAGGAGGACCUCAGUCAGAGCGGACUUUCUUCCCUUUCCAUGGGAGGAAACAAGAAGACAAUUUCUCCACCGUUUGUAAAAAGCUGGUUUGAGGCCCGUAAUCCGUCAUUAUCUCCUGUAGCGGUUGGCCGAGCCUUAUCUGAACUAUAUGUGUACAAUGGAGAUAUUGUCGCACAGUUGUAUACAAGUUCCGCUGCAAUGCACAGCAAUCUGUUGCGAAACAUUUGUGGUUUACGGUCCACGGCGUCUAACAUGGUGAUAGCAACCCAGCGACGUUUUGAAAAUGUGUUUGAAGAUCGAAGCAAAUUUAGGAACCUUGAGCUGUUAUUAGGGAGAAACAAAGAUAUACACUUUCCUUCGAUGAACCAGGCCUUUCUUACGCGUCCUGUACCACUCCAGUAUUGGAGUUGUGCACUGGUGGCGUUGGGUGUUCCUCUAUCUGUCUCUACUGCCGAUUUGGCGGGGGCAGUGCAACGGGCAUUGGAAGAGAUUUUUUCACUGACACUGCCGUCUGAUCAACUUUCACGUCAUUCAAGUUUUGCAUUGGGCUUUUGCAUAUCUCUGGCGGAGGACGAGGUUGCAUCCCACAAGGAAUUUGUAACUGCAGUGAGUCAAGUGACUUUUGAGCAGCCGCCUCCCAUGACAGAGGAGGAAGGAAAUGUCAUUCAGGACAAUGAACGAAUUGCCGUCAUUGAGUUUGACCAUGACCGUUUUGACGCAACCAGUGUUCAAAGGUUUCUUCGGGAGAGAGAAAUACUAAGGGUGCAAAACUGCGCCGUGACGCUUUUUCCAUACGCUUACCCUUUUCAGGGAGCCGGUGGGGAUUCUUCAGGCCUCGUUCAAAAGGCUGCAAAUUCCUUGCGAAGUGGCCUCAAGAAUUUUGUGAGAGGGCUCAAUAAGUAA